AUGUAUAAAAGGAAUGACCUCAUGGCCAGUGUGAUGGUCACAUCUGCCACUCCAGAGGGUAGUAGCAGCUCAGAUUCUCUGGAAGGACGAACUUCAGAUUAUGCCAAUAAAAGCUACGAUGCAGUUGUGUUUGACGUUUUGAAAGUAACUCCUGAGGAGUUUGCUAGCCAGAUUACAUUGAUGGAUAUGCCAGUAUUUAGAGCUAUACAGCCUGAGGAACUAGCCAGCUGUGGAUGGAAUAAGAAAGAAAAACAUAUCCUUGCUCCGAAUAUUGUUGCCUUUACUAGGAGGUUUAACCAGGUCAGUUUUUGGGUUGUACGAGAAAUAUUAACAGCACAGACCUUAAAAAUAAGAGCAGAAAUAUUGAGUCAUUUUGUGAAAAUAGCUAAAAAGCUUCUAGAACUGAAUAACCUUCAUUCACUUAUGUCUGUGGUGUCAGCGCUGCAAAGUGCACCUAUCUUCAGACUGACCAAAACCUGGGCUCUUUUGAAUCGCAAAGACAAGACCACUUUUGAGAAGUUGGACUAUUUACUGUCUAAGGAAGAUAAUUAUAAAAGGAUACGAGAGUACAUCAGAAGCUUAAAAAUGGUUCCUACUAUUCCGUACUUAGAUACCUCAUAA
Molecule: messenger RNA, 621 nt
Organism: Apaloderma vittatum (bar-tailed trogon)
Lineage: Eukaryota; Metazoa; Chordata; Aves; Trogoniformes; Trogonidae
Gene: RALGPS1
Product: Ral GEF with PH domain and SH3 binding motif 1
Exons: 8
Coding region: 1-621 (206 amino acids)
Biological process (GO): Ras protein signal transduction; positive regulation of GTPase activity
Cellular component (GO): plasma membrane
Molecular function (GO): guanyl-nucleotide exchange factor activity
Source: RefSeq, a predicted model, not a curated record